AAAUAAUUGUUACCACUAUCACAUUAUUAUUAAAAGCUUCAGAGUUUCAUGAACAAUAUCAGAUAAUAUUUUCAUUUUUAUAAAUAGUGCCCUUUUUAUUGAAAGAGAAAACAUUCACACUGACGACAAGAAAAAAUAACUGAAAUAGCAUCAUAUUAAUCAGACUGGUAAAUAUUAAUGAUAAACUAUUAAAACUCAAAUAUCAAGAAUGGAUACAUUUAAAAAUCCACUAGAAACGGUACAACUUAUACCAAUCUUUAGUUAUUUAAACAUACUGAGUGAUUUUUUAUUUAUUGAAAAUUACCUGUCAGAAAUCGAUCAAAAUAAACAAAUCCCAAUUGUUAAUGCACUUUAUAAAUAUAUACACGACUAUGAGAAGAAUGAAUUCAAGAAAGUACAAUUAAUUAGAGAAUUAUUAAAAGGAAGCGAUCUAUAUGGAGCGAAAGACGACGAAUACGUUGAUGUUACUUUUGCUAAUGUUAUGUUUGACCACAUUAUUAGUUCUCUAGUAUUUGACAAAUAUGGAAAUAUCUAUGGCUUUUUAGCUAAUAUUUUUCGUAAAGCUGAAAACACACAAAUAGAAGAAGUAUUGAAUAGGAUAAUAUUAGAUCUUGAAAAUGCGUCCUUUGAAAAUGAAUAUGGCGAUAGUUCAAAUCUUAGUUUUCUAGCAGUAGGUAGAAUAUAUAACGACAUAAUCUUACCUCUAUUUCCUAUACCAAAAGCCAAUCUUAGUUUAUUGUCUAUUGAUUAUAUUUAUGCACAAGCUGGUUCAAUGUUUCUUCGAGGUGGUAGAAUAAAUACCAACAAUUAUAUUAAAUUCGAAAAUAAUGUUGAAAAUCCAACUGAGGAUAAUUUAUUUGACCAAUACUUAAUAACCGGUCAAGUAAUUGAAAAGUUAAUUUUAACUGAUGAGAAGAAUUUUCAAAUGUUAAAAGCUUUUGCUCUCCCUGCUCUAAUGUAUUAUAUUUUUAAUUCAGAAUAUUUUUUUGCCUAUGAAAACAUGGUAAAUGUAAUUUCAAAUUUACAUUUCUGGCAGACAGCUUAUAAACAUUUAUUUCAAUAUACUACUCAAGCUUUUAAUGACAUUAAUGUUAAGUUAAAGAAUGACUACACAUUAAAAAUACACGUGGCACUUUCUAGUUUUCAAAGUAGGAUAUCAUUGUCUAAAACUUUGAUGAAGCAACAUUUGCGUAGUUUGGAUGAAAAUGAAAGAGAAUCUCCAGAUUCAUUUUACAGGCAUUAUCCUGAAACUUUUCGUUGUGAAAUUCAACAGCGUCGUCUUGGUCAUGAUGAUUAUUUUAGGAGUCAAGUAAGUAACAUAACGGAAUUAUAUGGAACAUAUGUUUUACAAAUAGUUCAAGAGGCCUUUCCAAAAUCUCUUAUAGAAAAACUUGGCAAUAUUACGGUUAUUAUAAAAUUAUUAGUACCUAUAAAUAUAACAACAUAUGGUGAUUUUGAAGAACCGCAAAAUUUAUCUUAUGACGUUUUGGAAUUUUAUUAUCCAAAUAAUAAAAUAAGUUUCGAAUACUAUAUUUUAAAACAAGAAGAUUACAAUGCAAUAUUAACCAAAUAUACUGAUAAUGAAAAAGUCUUUACAGAAGACAUUAGGUUAUAUUUUGAAAAAUUAUUUAGUGUGUCAACACCUAUAAUUUUAAAAAGAACUGAUGAAAAUAUUACUGUCUUUUUCCAAAACUUACUAAAUUAUAAAAAAUCACGGUUUGAGUCUCAGUUAGAAAUUUUAGACGAUUGUCAAGCGGAAAAUAAAGAAAUGAAAAGUGAUUGGUGGAAAGAAUUUGGUUUAUCAUUAGUGCCAUAUUAUCCUUGUUUAUCAGAUACAUUUGGAAACAAUUAUAGAAAUAUUUGUGCAUCGUAUAACACAGUAUUUUUUUAUAAAUCUCCAAUUGACAUAUCUUCAAAAGCAAUACAAACUAAUUCACGUUCUUUUCUGUCUUCAUUAGGCACAAAUAUCAAAUCUGUGUUUUUGAAAAUUGCAAGUAGUGAAACAGUAGAUGAAAUUAUAACAAAUCGACAAAAUUAUAAAAUUUUAAUAACAAAUCUAUUAAGUAAAAACAAAUUUCUUGAAGAAAUUUGUUUACACAUAAAGGAUCCUGCAUUUCAAUUGACAUUUAUAACUAAAGACGAUGUGAGUGUACUUGAAAGAAUAAUUAAUUCAUUAAGAGAAAAAUUCGAUUUCAGUUUUACGUCAGUCAUUAAUAGUCUCUCUAAAAUAUCAACUUUAAAAUCCAACUUAUACAAAAGCGUUGGUAUUAUUGGUGAAAAGAAUUCUCGAUUAAUUUUCAUAAAUACUUUAAAUAACCAAAGUGGUUAUGGUUAUAAGUUUAUUUUUAUAUCUGACGAUGUGUCAAAAAUUGCACAGUUAAGAACAGGUUACGAAUUUAAAGAUAAAAGAUUUUUAGCACAAGGGGACAUAGAAAAUGAAAUGAAAAUGUUUAUUGCUCUUAAUAAUGUAAGUUUUAAACCUGAAUAUGUUAUGUAUGAAAUUAAUAAUCAACUUUGGCGUAGACCUAAAAAACUUUUAUUUUCUGGAAUACCAAUUCAAGCUGAUGAUUAUGAUGAGAAAUGUAAUAAUGAAAUUAGUUAUUUUAAAAAGUCGAAACUUAAUAAUCUUUGUCAAAGACAACAACGUUUUAAUGAAAAAGCUAGAUACGAAAAAGAGGCCGUAACAUUUAUUAAGAACAGUUCAAGUGUUCCUGAUGAUCGCAUACGCAAUGUACUUGGAAAAUUCACAUUUCCAGAUAAAGCAACCCUAGUGCAAUUUGUCAAUUAUUGGCUUAAAAACAAUUCCUUUGAAGAACCUAUUUGGAGUGCAAACUAUAUACUAGAAAAUCCUGAUCUUUUAAGAAAAUUAAGAUAUGACCCACGUUUUGAAGAACACAAUAUUUCAAACUUUGAUGGUGAAUUUAGAAUCAAUGCUCUUUAUUCGAAAGAAGAAAGACGUCAGAUUGAGGAAGAAGCAUCAAUAGAAAAUAUAAUUAAAAAUUACAACGAACAGAAAGCAAGGUAUUCAGUAACAUUUCAUGAUUACUAUGCGAUAAGAAAUUAUGUGACAACAGGAUACACAAGAAUAACAAGGGAUACCCAAGAAGCAAAGCUGAUGAAAAUUGCAUUAUAUAAAUUGGCUAUAAGACAGUCAGACGAUCCGGACCGGGAGUUUGACUUAAAAUUAUUUAGAUUAGAAGCUAAACCAAAUUCCAUUGCCAGAAUGUUAUCUUCUCAAUAUAACAUUAUUUUACAAAAAUUUACACAAGCUUAUCCAAAUCGAACAUCCGCUAUUAGAUUUGCUGGUUAUCCAGCACCUGAAUAUAUGAAUAUUUUGUAUGAAAUGGAUUUUAAUGGAUUAUAUGUAAGGGCAAAAAUUGAACAAUUUUAUAAUGUAAAAGAGAAAAAUGUUAUUCUUUUGCCUGGAAGUAAGUUCUUUAUCGAAGACCACGAAAUAGUGAACAUUAAAGAAUUAGGCAAGGUUUUAAAAUUAAAGCUAACGUUUCAACACACUAUUGAUGAGAAGUACAUGUGGUAUAGAAAUAUCAUGAACAAAAUCGAACAUAUUAGUUUCUAAAUAUUGUAUAUGGGCGAUUCCACGUUAAAUUUACAAUCAAAUUUUUAAUUCGGCCAAAAACAUUUUUUCUUCAUUCCUUAUUGAAAAAAAGGAUACGUAUUUUUUUUAUGGCCAAAUUUUCUCACUAUGAAUUUUUGAAAUUUUAGAUUUUCAAAAGUCGAUUUAUUUUCAAUCACAUGUAUCUUUAAAAUUAUCAACUUUAGAAAAAUUUUGCUAAUAGAAAAAAAGUUUAGUUUUUUCACGACUUUUAAAUAAUUUAAACAAAAAAAAAUUUGAAUUUUUAUAAAAAAAUAUUAGUUUUUUAUAAACAAAUUAAUGUUUUUUACAUUUGGGCCCGAUUUUUUUUUUUUUUUUAUACCUACCUGGAAGUGUUAAGAAGACUUUAGAAAAGGUUUCAGAGUGGGCCUGAUAAGUUUAAUAAGUUUAAAUAAAUAUUUAAACUCGGAUUGCAAGCUUAAUGCGCGCGCGGUGCUUUGUGAGUCUAUCUAGUUUGAAAAGAAAUUUUCUUUAAGAGGCAUUUUAUAUUUUUUUAACUUGUUACAUCUGUUUAUUACAAAACGGAUUUGUUAAAACUUUAAAUAUAAACAUAUUUAAACAUUUCUAUUGUUUAUACGAUUAAUUAAAUUAUAAAAUUAUAAAAAACUAAUAUUUUUUUUAUAAAAAUUCAAAAUUUUUUUUUUGUUUAAAUUAUUUAAAAGUCGUGAAAAAACUAAACUUUUUUUCUCUUAGCAAAAUUUUUCUAAAGUUGAUAAUUUUAAAGAUACAUGUGAUUGAAAAUAAAUCGACUUUUGAAAAUCUAAAAUUUCAAAAAUUCAUAGUGAGAAAAUUUGGCCAUAAAAAAAAAUACGUAUCCUUUUUUUCAAUAAGGAAUGAAGAAAAAAUGUUUUUGGCCGAAUUAAAAAUUUGAUUGUAAAUUUAACGUGGAAUCGCCCAUAUACUGAAAUUCUAAAUCUUAAAAAAAUUAUUGUUUCUUAAACUUCAGUUGUCACAAACUGUUACAGUAUUAGUGAUGUGUUUUUUUAAAUAUUUUUUUUUCCUGGGUGUAAAACCAUUAAAAAGUAUUAUAUUUAUCAUAAAAUAAAAUUUUAUAAUGGUCUGAGCAUUUUUUUUAAUUUUCUUUUUUUGACAUCAAACUGCUGGUUCAAAAGUUUUGUUUCAUUUUUCAAAGGAUGCUAACAUUCAAAUUGUCAACACAAGA
This is a messenger RNA of Leptopilina boulardi, 4775 nucleotides long. RefSeq lists its product as uncharacterized. The transcript has 2 exons. The coding region runs from base 209 to 3577 and encodes 1122 amino acids. Lineage: Eukaryota; Metazoa; Arthropoda; Insecta; Hymenoptera; Figitidae. The record is from RefSeq and is a predicted model, not a curated record.